Aspergillus glaucus CBS 516.65 is the source of this 2381-nucleotide messenger RNA. Its product is annotated as DUF3176 domain-containing protein. The transcript has a single exon. The coding region runs from base 200 to 2032 and encodes 610 amino acids. Lineage: Eukaryota; Fungi; Ascomycota; Eurotiomycetes; Eurotiales; Aspergillaceae. The record is from RefSeq and is a predicted model, not a curated record.
CAUUGCAAGUCGCAAAUCCUUUCCGCUUCUGUCAGGAAAUAUCCGCGAGACGGACAGCGAUCGCGAGGGGUUUAAUAGGGGAGAGAAAACAUAAAUACUGGAGAUUAGACGUUGAUAUCCAUGUUCUCGAGUCUUUUUAUGGUUACACUCAACUUCUGCUAUCAUCGGUAUACACCCGUACAGGUGAUAUUCUUCUCCAAUGGCAAAGCAAGCAAUACACAAAAUCUUUGCGCUUGACAAAUCCUCAAAACCCUCCAAAUCGGAAUCGCAGCUCGAAGAGCCAGAGUCACGUGAUGCACCCAAGGAGAGAAGACCACUCUUGACAGACUCAUGGCUACCGGAGAUUUUAGCUGCUGUAUUCAGUAUCGUCUGCAUUGCUCUGUUGAUCGGCUUCCUGGUAUACAUUCAUGGUAGGCCAUAUGCCACCUGGAGAUACAGCGUUUCCCCCAAUGCAAUCAUAUCAAUCAUCGUCACUGCUGCAAAAGCAACAAUGCUCGUCUUGGUUCCAUCUUGCCUUAGCCAGUUGAAAUGGAACCGAUACCAAUCACCAACACUGCUUUAUCAUAUGCAGCUUUAUGAUCAGGCCAGCCGUGGGCCCUGGGGUUCUUUUCAGAUACUUUGGAGGAUAACACCAGGGCUAGCAACUAUUGGCGCACUGCUUAUGAUACUGUCCCUGGCCAUUGAUCCAUUUGCGCAGCAAAUUCUGGCUUUCCCCUCACGGAGUGUACUGGCUCACAAUGAGACAGCGUUUGUCCAGUCUGCGCAUGCGUAUGGGAACACAGGAAAUGGCUCGACAAUGAAUGCAGUGUGGGACAUCAACUCUGACUCUGACUUGACUCCCUCGAUGAACGCUGCUAUCCUGAACGGGCUUGCGGAGACACAUACCCCUCUUGAGCCGCAGUGUACAUCAGGGAAUUGCCAAUAUCCUGACUUUGUGACCUUGGGCUUCUGUAGUCAAUGCCAGGAUAUCACCAGCCAAACCAACCAAAGCUGUAAACCUGAUCCCCAACUCAUGCAAGUGUAUGGAAAGAAGUUGGGAUGGUCAGAUGUUAUAUUGAAAGCUCCAGAUAAUUGCACAUACACAUUACCAGAUGGGUAUGAAUUCCUUGCGAGAACGCAAGACGUUAUUUAUAACCACUCCGUGUGGGAACAGGGGCUACAUAAUACACCAAUCCUCAGCACUAAGCGUGUCAAGUGGUUUGCCAUAUCAAGGGGAGACAGCCCCGCUGUUGGAAUACAGCAGCCGCUUGUGUCCUUCAUUUCAUCAAGAUACGCGGAUGAAGUCAAUAUCUACACACGGGACAAUUACACCGUGCCAGAGAAGAUGCCAAGCAUAAGUAUGUGUGCAGUGUAUCCGUGUGAAAGGCAGUACAAGGAUAAUGUUUACCUGGGAAGCGAUAACCGCCUUCGGCUCUAUAAGGACCAACAACUGAAACCGAAUGUCAAUACGAGUGACCCUAAUCUUUCGCAGGUCACAUUAGUCCCACCCAACCAGACGGAGCAGCUAUCCCCGAAUUCCAGUUAUUCCAUCGAAGCUUACACCUGGGGUAAACUUGAUACGACUCUGAAUGAUUUGUUAAACUACUACCGUUCUCUUGGGUCUCCCGGUCUAAACAGGAUGACUGCCAGCAUCAUUGGCGGCGUGGACGACGUCAAUAAAGCGAUGGAUUCAAUGACUACCAGCAUGACCGACAUUAUCCGUUCAGACACCACAGCCUUCACAAUCCCAGGGGAGGCCUUUCGGGAUGAAACAUACAUCCAUGUGAGGUGGCCUUGGAUCAUUCUCCCGACGCUUUCAGUGCUUUUCUCGAUUUUCCUACUUAUAGCCACCUCAAUCACAAGCCGCAAAUUGAAUAUGGUACUGUGGAAAGAUUCCGUCCUGCCGUUGCUCAUGUUUCGACUCCAGACAGAUUCAGCAGAUGAUAUUGUGUGUCUGUCAAAGGUCGAGGAAGCAGAGCGCAUUUCAAAGAAGAUUAAAGUUGUUGGUGCAAAGAAGGGUUCUCCUCUUGUGCUUUCCGAGGUCAAUGACUGAUGGUCUUCAUUGAAUCUGUUGCGGCACCUUGUUGGUCUAGUGGUAUGACCACACUUUUGAGAAAAUGGAAUUCGUUUGUACUCAAUAUGCCUCUUUUCAUUCAUUUUUGGGACAAUGUUUGCAAGGGAAGGAUAUCUCGCCAAAUUGAUUGGAAUAUUCCAUACUGUCAGCCUGGACAUAGAAGACCAGGGCUACGAGGGGGCCGGUGCUAAGAGACAGGUUGAGGGUGAAUAGGAUUAUGCUAUGGGCUUGGGAGACUGGAUGUUGUAACUAUGACAAGACGGAUGAUAUCAUUUCAGUUUUAUUCUAGCUUCAAUGGCAAUUGUGCGUUGCACCUAGUAUAUUACCU